Molecule: messenger RNA, 3700 nt
Organism: Coffea eugenioides
Lineage: Eukaryota; Viridiplantae; Streptophyta; Magnoliopsida; Gentianales; Rubiaceae
Product: protein transport protein Sec23A
Exons: 6
Coding region: 801-3440 (879 amino acids)
Biological process (GO): endoplasmic reticulum to Golgi vesicle-mediated transport; COPII-coated vesicle cargo loading; intracellular protein transport
Cellular component (GO): COPII vesicle coat; endoplasmic reticulum exit site
Molecular function (GO): zinc ion binding; GTPase activator activity
Source: RefSeq, a predicted model, not a curated record
GAGAAAGAUCUACUGCGGUGGGAUGGAGUAAUUGCUCCGUAUCCGUACUUAGAAGAGAGAUAUGAGACAAGUCUCUGUACUGUAGUGUGGUCUCUACGACUGUCUUCAUUGUACUAAGCGUACCGCCGGGCGGGGGCGGCGGAGGCGGAGGCGGAGCGAGGAUCGAACUGUGGCCGGAUUUUUGUGUAGAAUUAGGAAAAGUCUAAUUUAGCGAGCAAUAGUAGCUGUUACUAUUUUCUUGUGAUGAUAGCGGUCCACUCUCUCUCAUCCCUCGUUUUGCAGUCUUCAAACUUGAACCGUUGUCGGCGUCUCUGUUUUUAAUAGCAAAAAUUUCUCCAACCUUGCCCAGUUUCUCAACAGCUUUCCGGUGGUUGUGCAGUCGUUGCAGCCUCCAGGGAGUGGGCGUGUUAUAUAAGGAGGAGGAAAGGUGAAAUCUUUGAUUCCUUUCGCCGUGAAUUUUUUUGUUUUUUUAAUUGGCCAUACUCCACUUCCCCGCCCCGUGGGGAGGUGUUCUCCCCUUGCCCCGUGUGUCUUUUUGGGUCUCUGGUUUUGUAGGUUUCACAUUGCAGACUCAUUCCAAUUUUACAAUCCAGUUUGAUUGAUGUCUUUCAACCGCUGUUAUUCUGUUGAUUGGUUCAUUUCACCACAAUCAAUCAGUCAAUCUGGUUAACUUUGACUUGGUAGCCGAGCAUUUUUAGAUUCACAACUCAAACUGGUACUGGGAUUCCUGUUUCUCUUCAACCUCCCCCGCCCCCCUCCCCAACCGAAAAAAAAAAAGGUUGGCAUUUGCUUAGGCAUCAAUGACCAAUCAGCCGCCCCCACAGUCGUCUUUCAAUGCCUACCCUGUUAACAUCCACCCCUCCAACCCUGCGGAAACUAAGUUGAGCAGCUCUUCUCCUUUCCUUUCACCAUCUGCCCCACCGUCAAGAUUUCCUCCGCCGGCGCCACCACUUCUGCAGCCCAACCAAAUCCCAUCACCGUCUAUCAAGAUCCCAAAUCUAGCUUCCCCUUCCAAUCCCAUCAGAACCCCAAGCCCUCUCCCUGUUCCUCAUCUCAGCACUCCACCGGGUCCUCCUGUCUUCUCUUCCCCACUGCAACCUGCUGCUGUGCCAUUCAGAACUUCGCCAGCCACUCCUCAGCCACUUGCUUUCUCUUCCGGUUCGUCUUUACCCGCAUCUUCGUCUCCACAAGUUUUAAAUGGCAUCACUCAGUUGCAGCACCAAAUUUCUGACACUACAGAGGAGUAUAGCCAUCUUUCGGAUUCUCCAAAUGUCUUAUUCACAGCCCACAAGGUGCUGAAACAAAAGAAACUAGCUAAUGUUCCCAGUUUAGGAUUUGGUGCACUUGUUUCCCCUGGCCAGGAGGUCUCACCAGGUCCUCAAAUAAUACAACGUGAUCCCCACAGGUGCCAAAAUUGUGGGGCCUUUUCAAAUCUCUAUUGCAAUAUCUUGCUUGGGUCAGGCCAGUGGCAGUGUGUCAUAUGCCGUAAUCUAAAUGCAAGUGAGGGUGAAUACAUAGCUUCCAGCAAGGAAGAACUUCGUAAUCUGCCAGAAUUGUCUUCUCCACUGGUUGAAUAUGUUCAGACCGGUAACAAGAGACCUGGGUUUAUUCCAGUUUCUGAUUCUAGGGUGACAGCACCAAUUGUUCUUGUAAUAGAUGAGUGCUUGGACGAAUCACAUCUCCAACACCUACAAAGCUCGUUGCAUGCGUUUGUUGAUUCUCUGCCUCCAACUACACGAAUUGGAGUUGUGCUUUAUGGCCGGACGGUGUCAGUGUAUGAUUUUUCAGAAGAAUUAUCUGCCUGUGCUGAUGUACUCCCCGGGGGCAAAUCACCUAGUCCAGAGUCUUUAAAAGCAAUGGUUUAUGGGACUGGGAUAUACUUGUCACCAAUUCAUGCAUCCCUUCCCGUUGCACAUACAAUAUUUUCGUCGUUGAGGCCAUUCAAACUAAAUAUUCCUGAAGCUUCCAGAGACCGUUGUCUGGGUGCUGCGGUAGAAGUUGCUCUGGCAAUAGUCCAGGGUCCUUCUGCAGAAGUGUCACGGGGGGUUGUAAAAAGGCCUGGUGGAAAUAGUAGAAUAAUUGUCUGCGCUGGUGGUCCUACUACAUAUGGCCCUGGUUCAGUUCCUCAUUCUUUCGGUCACCCUAAUUAUCCUCACUUGGAGAAAACAGCACUGAAGUGGAUGGAGAAUCUAGGCCGCGAGGCUCAUCACCGUGGUACAGUGAUUGAUGUGUUAUGCGCUGGGACAUGCCCAGUACGAGUACCUAUAUUACAAUGUCUUGCCAAAGCUUCUGGUGGAGUUCUUGUUCUUCAUGAUGAUUUUGGUGAGGCAUUUGGUGUGAAUUUGCAGAGGGCAUCUUGCAGGGCUGCAGGUUCUCAAGGUUUGCUGGAGGUCCGUUGUUCUGAUGAUAUUUUUGUGAGUCAAGUAAUAGGCCCUGGUGAGGAGGCACACAUUGACAGUAAUGAUGCAUUCAGGAAUGAUGGCGCUCUUUCUGUAAAGAUGUUUAGUGUUGAAGAAACACAGAGCUUUGCAUUAUUCAUGGAGGCUAGGGCAGACAUCAAGAGUGACUUUGUGUAUUUUCAAUUUGUAAUCCAAUUUUCAAAUGUUUAUCAAGCUGAUAUCUCAAGAGUGAUAACUGUCAGAUUUCCUACAGUGGACACUGUGUCGGCUUAUCUUGAGAGUGUCCAAGAUGAAGCUGCUGCCGUACUUAUUGCCAAGAAGACCCUUUUGCGAGCCAAGAACUUCAAUGAAGCACUUGAUAUGCAAUCAACAAUUGAUGAAAGAGUUAAAGAUAUUGCUAGUAAGUUUGGGUCUCAAUUGCCAAAAUCAAAGCUUAAUCAGUUUCCGAAGGAACUCUCUUUGUUGCCAGAACUAUUAUUCCAUCUCAGAAGAGGCCCACUUCUGGGAAGCAUUCUCGGUCAUGAGGACGAGAGGUCUGUAUUGCGGAACUUGUUUCUGAAUGCAUCGUUUGAUUUGUCACUUCGUAUGGUAGCACCUCGCUGUCUAAUGCAUCGAGAAGGGGGCACAUUUGAGGAGCUACCUGCAUAUGACCUUGCUAUGCAAUCUGAUGCAGCAGUGGUUCUUGACCACGGAACAGAUGUCUUCAUUUGGCUGGGUACCGAACUUGCUGCUCAGGAAGGAAAAAGCGCUGCUGCUUUGGCAGCUUGUAGGACAUUGGCUGAAGAGCUAACUGAAAUGCGGUUCCCAGCUCCACGGAUUCUUGCUUUCAAGGAGGGGAGUUCUCAGGCUCGAUAUUUUGUUUCUCGGUUGAUUCCGGCUCACAAAGACCCCCCAUACGAGCAGGAGGCUAGGUUUCCACAGCUUCGGACUUUGUCAGCAGAGCAGAGGACGAAGCUGAAAAGUAGCUUUCUUAACUUUGACGAUCCCAGCUUCUGUGAGUGGAUGCGAAGUUUGAAAGUUCUGCCACCAGAGCCAAGCUAAAUAUUUUCUGGAUGACAAACUCGUGGAGUCUCCGCCCCGCCAUGCAGUAACUUCAAUGAGAGAAGUUCUUCCUUUUUCUUUUUUCUUCGUUUGUUGUUGAUGUUUUAGUUUUAGUUUUAGUUAUUUCUUUUGCUGUCAAAAAUUUAUACCGGUUGUAACUGAGAGAGAUGAAAAGUCUCAACUGAAUUUUGUGUACUUCUCUUAUUGAAAUAGCAAGGUACGCCAAUAAAACACUUCGCAUAUGCAAUGGAAUUUUUUCA